Molecule: messenger RNA, 819 nt
Organism: Aspergillus homomorphus CBS 101889
Lineage: Eukaryota; Fungi; Ascomycota; Eurotiomycetes; Eurotiales; Aspergillaceae
Exons: 1
Coding region: 1-819 (272 amino acids)
Source: RefSeq, a predicted model, not a curated record
AUGCAGCUACCACACGAAACCCAGGAGAGUUCGCCCGAUCGGCCAGGGACGCCUCCGCGACCGCCAUAUUCCCCUGUGACACCGACCUUCGCGCAUCUGGUACCUGUCAGCCAUCCUUCCGCGGCAAACGGAGGAUCGCACCCCAUCAUUCCACCCGCUGCAUCGCCUUCUCCUACCACGAAAUUGCUGGCUUACGAUGGCCUGCCGCCGGACUCUCCUCCUCCCCCGCAGCCCGCAAGUGCACCCGUGUUUGCCACGGAACCUGCUGCAGUGCCUAUCUCCGAGAGCGAGAAUCCCGAUGCGAUCGCACUGCGCUCGGCUAUCUCGAUCCUGCAGCUUCAGAAGCAGCAGAGCCUGCGGGAUAUUCGAACGUUGGAGAGAAUGAAACGAGCGGCAGCGGCCGACCCGGAGGGCUUUGCGCGCGAGUUUGCUGCGGGCAAUCUCACGCCGAAAGAUAAGGGCGGGUUUAUAAACUUCAACCAUGAUACGAAUGAUGACGAGGAUGGGAAUGAGGAUGAUGAUGAAAUGGUGGAUGACUCGAAGGAAAUGAAAGUGUCUGGGUUCGGAAUGAUUCCCCCUCCGCAGAACGUGGUUCGCAUGCCUCCUGUCAACUGGGCCAAAUACCAGAUCGUGGGCGAAUCGUUAGACAAGAUGCAUGAGGAACAACGACGCCGGCCAUCUUCGGGGGAACCGCGCAGGGAUGAAAGCGCUCAGCGAGCCCCAGAGUAUGUUCUGGCCUCGCCGUACCGACCGUUGACGGAUAAGCUGGACAGUCCGAACAAAACCAGGGGAACUGGUGCCAAGAGCAAGAAGUCCUGA